This is a messenger RNA of Dendronephthya gigantea, 2289 nucleotides long. RefSeq names its product putative ankyrin repeat protein RF_0381. Bases 1 to 2289 code for a protein of 762 amino acids. Gene Ontology annotation, biological process: regulation of barbed-end actin filament capping; protein phosphorylation. NCBI's taxonomy places the organism in Eukaryota, Metazoa, Cnidaria, Anthozoa, Malacalcyonacea, Nephtheidae. Gene Ontology annotation, cellular component: cytoplasm; nucleus. Gene Ontology annotation, molecular function: protein binding; protein kinase activity; ATP binding. The transcript has 6 exons. The record is from RefSeq and is a predicted model, not a curated record.
AUGAUAAAAUAUCUUGUUGAGAAGGGAGCUGAUGUAAAAGGUAAGCAAGAUAUAGUGAAAUACCUUGUUGAAAACGGAGCUGAUGUAAAUAGCACGGAUAUUGACGAGAGGUCAGUUCUACACAGCGCUGUUACUGAAAGUAAGCUAGAUGUGGUAAAAUACCUUGUUGAACAUGGGGCUGAUGUAAAUGGCAAGGAUACUGAUGGGGACACAGUGCUGCAUUUUGCAGUUAGUGAAGGUAAGCCAGAUAUAGUGAAAUACCUUGUUGAAAACGGGGCUGAUGUAAAUAGCACGGAUUUUGACGAGAGGUCAGUUCUACACAGCGCUGUUACUGAAAGCGCUGCUGUGAAUGCCAUUAACAGGAAAAAUACUAACGGGUCGACAGUGCUGCACAGUGCUGUUGCUAAAGGUAAGCUUGAAAUAGUGAAAUAUCUUGUUGAAAACGGCGCUGAUGUAAAUAGACCGGAUAUUGACGGGUUGACAGUUCUACACACAGCUGUUAGUAAAGGUACGCUGGGUAUAGUGAAAUAUCUUGUUGAAAAAGGCGCAGCUGUGAAUGCCAUUAACAGCAAAAAUGCUGACGGGUCGACAGUGCUGCACAGUGCUGUUGCUAAAGGUAAGCCAGAAAUAGUGAAAUAUCUUGUUGAAAACGGCGCUGAUGUAAAUAGCACGGAUAUUGACGGAAAGACAGUUCUACACAAUGCUGUUACUGGAAGUAAGCUUGAUAUGAAUACAUACGGUAGGACAGUGUUGCACUACGCUGUUACUGAAAGUACGAUAGAUAUAGUAAAAUACCUGGUUGAGAAUGGCGCUGAUGUAAUUGGUAAGACGACGAACGGACGAACAGUGCUGCACAGCGCCGUUACGAAAGGUACGCUAAAGGUGGUAAAAUAUCUCGUUGAAAAUGGCGCUGAUAUAAAUGGUAAGAAUUCUGACAAAUGGACAGUCCUGCACAGUGCUGUUAAUAAAGGUACACUAGAUAUGGUAAAAUACCUCGUUCAGAAUGGCGCUGAUGUAAAUGGAAAGAAUACUGACGGGUGGACAGUCCUCCACACUGCUGUUACUAAAGGUAGCCUGGAUAUCACAAAGCACCUCGUGAAAAAUGGCGCUGAUGUAAAUAGUAAAUAUACUGACGGUUGGACCGUCCUACACGCUGCUGUAGAUACUGGUGCAUUAGAAAUUAUUAAAUAUUUAGUUGAACAGGGUGCUGACAUAACUCCUAAAGGUAACAUCAGCGCUCAUACUCUUGGCACUGACAUCAUUAGGAUGGCUGUUGCAAACAAUUCAGUUGCUUUGGUGGAUCUCAUCAGGCAAAAGAACAGGGUUGUUCCGAGAGCUGGAAAAUUUCUUGUCGAACGAAGCCAAAUGAAGCCAAUUCUUAUCGAAGAAUCUCAAAAUAGUCUCAAAAAGUCUUUAAAACAUGGUGAGAAGAUUGAGAUGUUGAAAAGAAUGAACUGCAACAUGUUAGAAAAGACUGAAAUACCGAUGCAGGCUUUUGUCGCAGAGAGUCAAUUCAAAAUUGGCGAUGGUGGUUCUUCUUGUGUCUAUGUUGGUCUCAUGAAAGAUGGAAGCGAAGUUGCUGUUAAGAGAAUUUUGGUGCAAAGUGACGACAAAACAGCUGAAAACGAAAAAGAAAUCAUGAGUCUUAUUGAAACGAACAGCUGUCCAUUUAUAGUGAGCUAUCGUCAUUUUCACCGUGAUCAUGACGAUGUGCUCAUGUAUCUCAUUGUUGAUCUUUGCGAGGAAGACUUGAGGGAACUUGUUGAUGCAUCCAGUAUUGAACAUCUACAAGAGCAUGGUCCACAAAUGAUUAGGGAAAUUCUAUCUGGACUUGAAUUUCUUCAUGGUAAAGGAAUAUUACACAGAGAUCUUAAACCAUCAAACGUCCUGGUUGAUAUCGAAGGUCGCAUGAAAUUGGCAGAUUUUGGAAUAAGCCGCGUUCUAAAUGACGAACAAACGACAGUUGUGACAUUCGCCAAAGGUACUCCUGGAUGGAUGCCAUCGGAAGUAACUCAAGCCAUUGAGAAAAAUGAGAAGUGUCGUUUCAAAAAGAAAUCAGAUGUCCAGGUCGCGGGUAUGAUUGCUUUCUACGUCCUAACUAAAGGUGAACACCCUUUUGGUUCUAGGCUUGAUCGAAUGAGAAAUAUUUCGAAAGGGAACUCUAUUGGCUUGAAUACACUUGGUGAUCGCAAAGCUCAAAAUUUUGUGUCGUGGCUGAUCAAUCAUAAAAUUGAUGAGAGACCUUAUGCUGACGAAGCGUUGAGGCAUCCUUUCGUUGAUGAACAUUGA